Molecule: messenger RNA, 999 nt
Organism: Sapajus apella (tufted capuchin)
Lineage: Eukaryota; Metazoa; Chordata; Mammalia; Primates; Cebidae
Product: putative protein FAM157A
Exons: 3
Coding region: 8-298 (96 amino acids)
Source: RefSeq, a predicted model, not a curated record
CGGCGUCAUGGCAUCACAGCGCCGGCGUGCAUGGCAGUCUAGGGAGGGGCGUUCUCCUCAGCACAGACGGGGGGCCGCUGCGAGGUCGGAGCUGCAUUCUCUUCAGCACAGACCCGGCGCGGGCACCGAGAGGACAGAGGAGCGUUCUCAGCCCAGACCUUCGGGGCACCGCCUCGCUUUGGGACAACUCCGGGCCGCGUCCACGGUAUUUCAGGACAACCAGGAGGGGGUGCGCGUCCACCAAGAAACUGAGAGCAAGAGCAUCUGUUCUGAGCCCUGGUGCCACCAGAGGGCGUGAGAAACCACCCCAACCAACUUCCCUUUGAGGUGCCAGAAGCAGCAAGGAGCUUUAUCUUCCUCCCGGCAGCGCAAGGGUCAUGUCAUCUUUUGCUGUUGUUCAUUGAUUCCACUUGUGCAGGGCUCCAUGGCAGUCUCCAAUCUUCACUCUAUGAAAGCACAGAUUCCUGAAAGGAUGGCCUCACAUGACCAGGAGUGGCUCUCUACAUCCCUGCUCCUGAAUAACAAGCUAACUGGAGUCUCCAUCAACUGCCCCAACAUAGACACACCUCCAAUUACCCAACUGAACUUCAUGACGGAUUGGCCAUUCAAUCAUGCCCCUGACCCAGCCUCCGUGAACAUUGGAAGGCCAACAGUGAAUUACGAAAAGAGGAGGAGGUGAGGAGGCACCUGUGCUGGGCUACAGAUCUAUGUAGUUCAGCAAUCUCCAGCCCCUAGUACUCAAGAAGCUGUAAGCCACCACUCUGUAAGACAGAAUGGAAGCACGUGAUACCACAUUUCUAUCUGCUGUAGAGACUCUUCCCAGUGUCUCAAAAUAUUUUAGCAUCUUUCAGUAAAAAUCUUCAAGUUUGUCAGGUAUUGAUCAAAAAAGGCAGCAACCUGUUUAAAGCUCCCUUGAACCCUCUAUUUUAAUGUGCCUUUGUAAAUUCCCAACAUGAUGUGUUCAUCUUUGUAAUUUAUUAAACUUGUCAUAAACUCCAA